UGACAGAUUUCACAUAAAAUCUGCCUCCCGCCAUUUUCUCUCUCUUUCGUGCUUCUGAAAUUGUUUUCCUCCAUCCUUCUUCCGCCAUUGACGCGCAGGGCAAGGCAGAGAAAGGAACAAUCAGUCUCGUUCUUCGCCAUCUCCUUUUGAUUCCUCUCUGUUCUGUUCUCUCCUCGUGUCGCCGGAAUAGCUGUACCCGGCGGGACCGAAGUUUUGCGGUGGCUAGUUUUCGGUUGCGUUCUUAUUAUCCUUACUCUUCUUCCAUCCUCUCCGUAGAUCAAUGAUGUCUCCGCUGUAUUCGUCUGACGACAGCCACUCUCCGGGAAAUUCGACGGUCGUCGCCAUCGACAAGGACAAGAACAGCCACUACGCCGUUCGUUGGGCGGUAGAUCAUCUCUUCAACAUGAUCAACAAUAGCAACAUUAUUCUCAUCCAUGUCCGUCUCAAAAACCCAAAUCACGGAGGCAACGGGACGAACCGAGAGAAUGAGGACAUGUCCAACCUUUUCGUUCCGUACAGGGGAUAUUGUGCCCGGAAAGGGAUUCGUUUGACGGAAGUUGUUCUUGAAGACACCGACAUUGCGAAAGCAGUCUUGGAUUACGUGAACAAGAACCUGAUAAACAGUCUCGUGCUGGGAGGGUCGUCGAAGAACCCAUUUGCGAGGUCUCUCAAGUUCAGUAAAUCCCAUGACGUGCAAGCAAACGUGCUGAAAUCGGCACCCGAGUUUUGCUCGGUGUAUGUGAUCUCUAAAGGGAAAAUUCAGACAGCCAAAACAGCUCAAAGGCCUAUUAGCAAUACCGCUGCCCCUCCUCGUGUACCGUCUUCUGGAUAUGUUCUCCAGUCUUUAUCCGACAGCGAGCAAGAUGAAGGAUCUAGGAGACAGCGGAAUCUAAGGAACAUGGCGCAAGAGAGAUAUCCGCACGAUAAUACCACAAAAGCAAUUCAAGAGAGGCAUAAGAGUCCUACAGGAGGGUCAUUGGACCUUAAUUAUGAUAUGACACAAUCUCUGUACCAAAGAAACAACACGAACCGAAGUUCAUUUUCCAACGACAAUGAUGAUGGAUCUUCCAUGAUGGGUUCCAUUGACAUCUCUUCUCAGAAUUUAGAUUUCAUGAACGCGCCUCCUGAAGAACCACAAUCUGCUAGAGAGAUUGAAGCUGAGAUGAGAAGGUUGAAGCUUGAACUCAAGCAAACCAUGGACAUGUACAGUUCAGCGUGCAAAGAAGCACUUACGGCCAAGAAAAAGGCCAAUGAGCUUCAUCAAUGGCAAAUGGAGGAAGCUCGGAAAUUUGAAGAAGCCAGGCUCGCUGAAGAAGCGGCCUUGGCCAUUGCAGAGAUGGAGAAGGCCAAAUGCAGAGCUGCCAUGGACGCAGCUGAGAAAGCACAGAGGAUGGCGGAGCUGGAAUCGCAGAGAAGGAAGCAAGCUGAGAUCAAAGCUAGAAGGGAGGCAGAGGAGAAAGACCGUGCCCUGAAUGCUUUGGCCCAUAACGAUGUCCGGUACAGAAAAUACACUAUAGAAGAGAUCGAAGAAGCCACAGAGAGAUUUGCAAACCAUAACAAAAUAGGGGAAGGUGGGUAUGGACCAGUGUACAAAGGCAAACUCGAUCAUACUCCUGUUGCCAUCAAAGUCUUGAGACCUGAUGCUGCUCAGGGAAAGAAGCAAUUUCAACAAGAAGUUGAGGUUCUAAGCUGCAUAAGGCAUCCCAACAUGGUCCUUCUCCUUGGUGCAUGUCCGGAAUAUGGGUGCUUGGUGUAUGAAUUCAUGGAAAAUGGAAGCUUAGAAGACAGGCUCUUUCGCAGAGGAAACUCACCUCCGCUUUCAUGGGGGAAACGGUUCCAAGUAGCAGCAGAGAUCACUACUGCCCUCUCGUUCCUUCACCAUGCAAAGCCCGAGCCUCUGGUUCACCGUGAUCUAAAACCAGCCAAUAUACUCUUAGACAGAAACUACGUGAGCAAGAUCAGUGACGUCGGUUUAGCAAGGUUAGUCCCAGCAUCGGUAGCUAAUAGCGUCACACAAUACCACAUGACAUCUGCAGCAGGAACGUUCUGUUACAUCGACCCCGAGUACCAGCAAACGGGCAUGUUAACCACGAAAUCGGAUAUAUACUCACUCGGGAUAAUGCUGCUUCAAAUCAUUACUGCCAAGCCUCCGAUGGGUCUUGCUCACCAGGUCUCGAGGGCCAUCGAGAAGGGAACUUUCCGGGAUAUGCUUGACCCGACCGUGCCUGAUUGGCCCGUUGAAGAGGCUCUAGCUUUUGCUAAACUCUCCCUUAAAUGCGCGGAGUUAAGGAAGAGAGAUAGACCAGAUCUUGGAAAGAUCGUAGUACCAGAGCUUAACCGGUUAAGAAAACUCGGUAAGACCGCGGAUUCAGGCCAUAUUCUCGGCCAUUACCAUCAGAACCGAAGCCGACUUCCACCGACAAGUCCAAGGUUGUCUAAUCCAUGUCAGGAUGGGAAAACUACCAAUGAAGACGGAGGAACUGAGCCUGAAGAUGCAGAAGCUGCAGCGUCUUAGUGCCAAAGACAUUGGCAAUAGCAGCAAGAACUAUGUUAAAACCCUAGAGAAGAGAUGGAGAUUACUUGUUUCGCAAGAAAGAGACAGGGGAAGUGCCAGGGAGAAAUUGAACAGCCAAACCCUAGCUAAUGCAUCUCCACAACUUACUGAUACAUCUCAGAAGCUUCUCGAAGCUUCCACACUUCAAAGGUAUAUUUGACUAUUUCACUUGUAAGUUUUUACUGCUGUAGCAUUUUCGCGAUCCCGUUGGACUCAUGAAUUGUGAAGCAACUUAUGUCUAAUUGUUAACUUGUAAAAACAGGUU
Molecule: messenger RNA, 2819 nt
Organism: Tarenaya hassleriana
Lineage: Eukaryota; Viridiplantae; Streptophyta; Magnoliopsida; Brassicales; Cleomaceae
Product: U-box domain-containing protein 51
Exons: 8
Coding region: 281-2515 (744 amino acids)
Biological process (GO): protein phosphorylation
Molecular function (GO): ATP binding; protein kinase activity
Source: RefSeq, a predicted model, not a curated record